This is a messenger RNA of Drosophila serrata, 3160 nucleotides long. It is a transcript of the gene Syn1, whose product is annotated as Syntrophin-like 1. Lineage: Eukaryota; Metazoa; Arthropoda; Insecta; Diptera; Drosophilidae. Gene Ontology annotation, molecular function: protein binding; structural molecule activity. The record is from RefSeq and is a predicted model, not a curated record. Gene Ontology annotation, cellular component: intracellular anatomical structure; dystrophin-associated glycoprotein complex.
CGCGCCGCCUUUGGUUCCGUUGAGAAAUAACCCCGGAAAAGUCCAACGCAAAACAACGGUAUUCGACCAAAUCGCCGGGAUAAAAUAACAAAAAUUAAUAUUGUUUAGUGGCUGCUGGAAACAAAUGGUUAAUAAUACAUUUUUCGGUAUUUACUGCCAACGAUAAAAGUUCUCUUUGUUCACAAACGACUUUCCCACAAGCACAAAGCCGCCGCCGCAGUCGUCGCCGUCGUCUUAGUCGCCGCCGUGCAAACAAUAAUAAUGAAAAGCGCCAGACAAAAACCGAAAAGCCAAUUAGCUUUUUGGCCAUUUGAAUGCCGUUUGUUGAAUUGAAUUGAAAGAGAUAAAUUCGCUAAAUGCUGGCACAUCCGUAUCCAGUCAAGUUAAUUAAAUAAAACAUGUUUGUUGAACCAAACCGAGGAGGAGAAGCUGUCCAAAGCUAAAAUCAAAAUAAAUUCAAAGCAAAAAAAUCCUUAGUACACACAGUAGUGUGCGUUCGUGUGUGUGUGUACGUGCGUGUGUGUCUGCUUGCGUGUGUGUGUGCGCAUGCGCCAAUUGGAGUUUUAAGGCAUUAAUUGCUUUUUUUUGUGCAGCAAUAAGAUCGAAAGUACCCGCUGGCGGUUGACAUGUAGAACCAUAUAUCUUGGCAUCCUGCAAUCGAAGUGAGAGAGACAGGCAUCAUGGUGGAAUCCUCGAGCCUGGGGCGGACACCGCCAGCGGCCCAGCAGCCCAUUCCUCAGCAGCAUUCGCCCUCGCCCUCGGGGAUGCGAUGCGGCAACUUGGAGACAAGGGUGCGAGGUGCCUGGUAUCGUGUCCUGGUCACGCUAGAAACAGACUUUCUGGCCGUCAGCCUGGACGAGUCCUGCGAGGCGGCGCAGCAAACCAACGAUGGACAAUCUACGACGCUAAAUGGAACCUUAGGGAGCAAUCACAGCGGCGGAGGUGGCGGUGGCACUGGUGGAGGCGGAGGCGGAGCUGGUGGUUCCAGCCAGAAUGGCACCCUGCCCAGCUCCGCCUCCCUGCAGGGUAUGAAUGUUCAGGACACCGAACUGGAUGGCACUGGGAGCAAUGACAACAAUGGGGACAACCGUGAUCCCUGCCUGAAUAACAACAACAAUGCCGGCGACGGAGGCGGCAUGGAUAUGUGCGACGUACCUGACCAUGUGGCCAACCAGAAGCGGCACGUUCGCAUUAUCAAAUCGGAUAACAACGGCCUGGGCAUCUCCAUCAAGGGUGGUCGCGAGAAUCGUAUGCCCAUCCUCAUCUCGAAGAUCUUCCGUGGCAUGGCCGCCGACCAGGCCAAGGGCCUCUACGUGGGCGAUGCCAUACUCACGGUCAACGGAGAGGAGUUGCGUGACGCCACCCACGAUGAGGCAGUUCGAGCUCUAAAGCGAUCCGGUCGCGUUGUGGAUCUGGAAGUUAAAUUCCUGCGAGAAGUGACGCCCUACUUUCGGAAGGCUAGCAUCAUCUCCGAGGUGGGUUGGGAGCUCCAGCGGGCUUUCCUCUGUCCGCUGGGACCGGGGGUUCCCACCUCGCCGCCUGCCCCAAAGACAACACCCCGGGCGGAUACGCGAUAUAUACCGCUGCAGUUAACGCAUUUGGCCAGAAAUCUCAAGUACAUCGACCCGGAGAACCGCUGCUUCGAGCUGCAUUCGCCGGACGGCGUUCACUCGUGCAUCCUGCGGGCAUCGGACUCGGCGGAGGCCCUCGUCUGGUUCAAUGCGCUCCACUCGGCCAUGGGCAGCAGCACGCAGCGGGCUCUGGCCGAGGCCAAUCGGGCUCUGACCAAUCUCAUUGGCGAACUGAAGCACAUCGGCUGGCUGAGCAAGCGGAUGAGCGGUGGCGGUGGCGGCGGAGGAGGUGGCAGCUCGGGGAGCGCCGGCGGUGGAGCGGCCAGUGGGGGCAGCGGCACCUCAAACAGCGGCGUGGCCGGCGAGCUGGUAAGUCCUAGCGGUCGUUCCAGCUCUGAGAGCUCCGAUGAGAGCGACAAGUGGCUGCCCAUCUUUGUGGCGGUGACGGAGCGCGAGUUUCGGAUAUACGAGAGUGCACCCUGGUCGGUGGAGGCCUGGAGUCGUCCGCUGGAGAUCUAUGCCCUGGCCACGACACGACUCGCCGGAGCCGGGAACAAUUCCUCCCUAAAUGGCCAGCAGACCACGGUGUUCUGCGUCCGCUGCGGCACCGCCCGCGGUGUGCUUGUCUAUUGGCUGCGCUCGGAGACGCAUCGGGACAUGGCCGCCUGGGCACGGGCCUUGGUCCAGGGCUCCCAUCAGGCGGUCAACUACCAGAGGGAGUUCUCCUUUCGCUGCCUGUUCCAGGGCCGGCAGUGUCAAUUGGUUGUGCACAUAAAUCGUGGCUUCUUUCUCUACGAUUGCGGAGGAUUUGCCCCAACAACGCCAACGGCGGCGGUGGCCACCACCAAGACGCAACUCUGGCAGUUUGCAUUUGACAAGCUAAAGGGGUCCGCGGAUGACGGUACCAGGAUGUUGUAUCUGGACUUUGGCGAGGAUGGAGAAAUUGAACUGGACAUGGAGUGCUGUCCCAAGCCGGUGGUCUUUGUUGUGCACAAUUGUCUAUCGGCCAAGGUUCAUAAUAUUGCCUAGGACGAGGUUCAAUUCGAGGAGACUAUCCGAUAAUUGUAUAUGUUUUGCCAGUAGUGGGAUCUAUCUUAUUAUUAUCUUCUGUGUAUUUUUGUUGACAAUGAAAAAGUAUUAGUUAUUAUUAACCCUGUUGUUUUUAGCUACUAAGCUUUUUACCAGUUCUACAAUACAUUUCGAUAUGUGCAAUAAUUACUUAAUCUUGUCAAUUAGCAAAGAUUUAAUCCGAAAAGUCUUAGCCAAGAUGCAGAUAUUUUUAUAAUUUACUUUCCGGCUAAGCCUAAAAGCAGGCAACCUAACGUUUCGAAUCAUUUUAUUUUAUCUUUUAAGAACAUAAUACAGAAAAUAGAAACAUUUCUAGAGAUACUUAUUAGUCCUAUCGAGAUACGACUUAGUUAAUUUAGUAAAGACGGUUAGAUAGUGGUAGAUGAGUGAGCAUUUCGUGCUUCCCGAUGGCUAUGGAAAUGAAUUAGUUUGGUAGGUUUAGCUGGACGGAUGGGAAGCAUAAAAAACAAAGUAGAUUUUUGAAAAAAAGUAAGAAUAAUGCAAAAUAACGAAGCACAAAC